AUGGCCGGCGAGGUAAAAGGCUCCGAAGAGCGAGCCGAGUCGAAGGACGAGGUUCUCGAGGCCUUAAGCUCGGAAGAGAAAGCGGAGGCCAAGGACGAUGUUAUGGAGGUCGAAAGCUCCGACGAGCAAGUCGAGACGAAGGAAGAGGUUAUGGAGGUCGAGGGCUCCGAAGAGCCAGCCGAGUCCAAGGACGAAGUAAUGGAGGUCGAAGGGUCCGAAGAGCAAGUCGAGAUGGAGGACGAGGCUUUGGAGGUUGAGAGCUCCAAAGAGCAAGCCGAUACCGAGGACGAGCUCAUGGAGGUCGAGGGCCCCGAUCAGCAAGCCAACAACAGGGACGAGGUAUUGGAGGUCGACGACCCCGAAGAUCAAGCCGAUUCCGAGGACGAGCUUAUGGAGGUUGAGGGCCCCGAUCAGCAAGCCGAGAACAAGGUCGAGGCCCCCGAUCAGCAAGCCGAGAACAACGUACUGGAGGUCGACGACUCCGAAGAUGAAGCCGCGCACAAGGACGAGCUUAUGGAGGUCGAGUGCUCCGAAGAACAGACCGAAAACAAGGACGAUCUCAUGGAGGUCGAGGGCUCCGAAGAGCGAGCCAAGUCCAAGGACGAGCUCAUGGAGGCCGAGGGCUCCGAAGAGCAAGCCGAGACCAGGGACAAGGAAUUGGAGGUGCCAGGCUCCCCGGAUCCAGAAGCCGAGUCCCACGAGCUGGUUGCCGAGGCUUCCUCCUUCGAGCUGGAGACCCCCGGCACCUUCGGCGAAGAAAUGCUGGCGCCGGCCGGAGACCUCUCAGGAGACCACGAGGAGGGUCUUCGCAGCCGCCUGCGCGCCUUCCUGGACCAGCGGAGGCAACAGAAGGAGAAAUUCCGGGACCUCGGCCUGAUCGAGGCCUUCUCUCUCGGAUAUCCAAAAAAAGAGAGGAGCUUCGUCGUCUUAGACCGGCGGAAGGACAUCGGUGGCAUGUGGGCAGAGCUGAAGUUCCCUGGCCUUCGCACCGACUCGCCCAUGGGGCUGUACGCCUACUCCUUCCAUCCCUCGGCCACGACGACGCGGAUGAUGCCGACCCGGGAGGAGCUGCUGGAGUACUUUCAUGAGGUGGUGGAUGAACAUCGGCUGGCGCAGUACAUGCACUUUGAGCAGCAUGUCCGGCGGGCAGAGUUCGACUCGAGGAAGGCACGAUGGACCCUGACAACGGCCACUGGAACGCGUUGGACAUGCCGGCACGUGAUGAACUGUACAGGAUACUUCGACCUCUUCGAUCCCUACAUCCCGGAGAUCCCUGGGAUGGCAGACUUUGGGGGCAGGCUGGUGCACACGCAUGCCUGGCCGCAGGACAUGAGCCUCGAAGGCAAGCGCGUCAUCCUCGUGGGCAGCGGGGCCUCUGCGGUCACGGCUGCUCCUGCCUUGGCGGAGAAGGCCCAGAGCGUGGUGAUGCUGCAGCGCUCUCCGAGCUACAUCAAAUCAGCACCUCUGCGUCAUGCGCCGUGGUCUGCAUGGGCCAUUGCCGCCUGGUUGGUGAGAGGUGGAGGCGUAUUCCGAUGGCUGGGGCGGUGCCUGUUUGGGCUGAUCUUCCGGCGCUUGCGCCGCGAGGCCCUGCGCGAGGCCAAGGCCUACAACGAGAAGCGGUGCGCCUGGAGCGCAGGCUGCCCCGAGGCGCUCGCAGCCCGUGUGCGUGAGAGUCAUGCCGCCGUGGAGGCGGUGGCCGAGCGCCUCCCUGAGUUGCGGCGCCACUUCACUCCCUCCUACCAGGUUUUCGAGCAGAGGAUGUGCUUUGCUCCCGGCGAUGAGUUCUUCAUGGCCAUUCAGCGAGGUCGCCUCAGCAUCGUCACAGCGCACAUCGACCACUUCACCCGGACGGGCCUUCGCCUCCAGGCGCUCGCGGAGAGCGAGAGCCGGCUGGCAGAGACUUUGGGUGAGCCGGAGACGCCGGAACACCUGGAGGCCGACGUCGUGGUUCUUGCGACGGGGCACAAGCUGAGCCUUCUAGGAGACGUAGAGCUCGUUGUCGACGGAUGCACGCAGAAGAUGGGUGAGAAGAUGGCGUACCAAGGAGGCCUCAUGGUCUCCGACGUGCCGAACUUGUUCAACUUCUCUGGGUACUUCAAGGGCACCUACACCCUGAGACUGGAGGCGGAAGUGCCGCUUGUGCUCCGCAUCUUGCAGUUCAUGGACACCCACGGCUACGCGCGCGUCGUCCCGCGCUGGCGCGGUGGCGAGGAGGACGUGGACCCGUGCCCCCAGGUGGGGCUCAUAACGUCAGCUGCCGGAUAUGCAGACUCUGCAUGGCACGGCCCCAACUAUGCCAAGCGAGAUGCAGCGUGGCGUCGCAGACCCUGCGUGGGAAAGCAGAUGCCCUGGAGAGGCGGGUGGAACUACUACGAAGACUGGACCCACUGCCACGACGCACGCCCCGAAGACGGCACGCUCGAGUAUGGCAUCGCCUAG
Molecule: messenger RNA, 2439 nt
Organism: Symbiodinium sp. CCMP2456
Lineage: Eukaryota; Dinophyceae; Suessiales; Symbiodiniaceae
Source: the annotation of a GenBank genome assembly